AACGCUCCUCGGUAUUGAGUCAGACAGCCGGAGGCCCCCUGGCGGUGGCGAGCCGCCACUACACUUGAAACAGAGAGGGAAAUGGAUGAACGGAAAGUCCCCGUGUGGAAAUCCCCUGAGUUUUUUUCCCCCUUUUUUAAAAAUAAGCGUUAGCGGACGUGUGUAGUCUUUUGAAAAAAGCUCCGCGAGCUGUGAGGGCUCUGAAACAGAUCUGAUACUGAUGAAAAGAGGAGGUUGAAUGGCGCCGAGAACCGCUGCGGUGAGGCUGAGUGAAGUGGCUGAGCGAGGACUAGCCUGAGCAUCCGGGAGGCUUUGUUAUUACCCCCCCGACAUAUUACACAGUUUCCACGUUGUUCAGUCAUCGCCGCUCAGUGCCUCCCUGUCCUCCUCGCUUCCUUCCAGUUUCCCAACCAGCCACUCGCCAUGUCGCAAGGCCAGAACUUCCUCCCAAAAUUCCUGUUUGUCUCCAACCUGCUUAAAGCAGUGAAGAUCCGCCAGCGAGUGCCCAACGACGUGGUGAAGCCUAACACCAGCGGCGGCCUUAUGCACCACCUUCGGGGAAUGCACCGCUACACGCUGGAGAUGAUUGCCAUGAACCACUUCCCCCAGGCCUUCAGGGAGGUAGUGCAAGCUGCCAUCUUGGACCGAGCCAUGCAGGCCUCAUUAGAGCAAGAGAAGAAGCUCAACUGGUGUCGAGAGUUGAAGAAGAUGGUGCCAUUACGCACCAAUGGAGACGGGAACUGUUUGCUCCAUGCAGCCUCUCAGUACAUGCUUGGCGUUCAGGAUACAGACCUGGUGCUCCGGAAAGCUCUUCACGGUGUUCUGAAAGAGACAGACACUGGAGUGUUUAAGGCCCGCUUCCAGGCAGAGCUGCUGCAGUCGCAGGAGUUCACCCAGACCGGACUCCGUUACACCACCACGAACUGGGAGGAAGAGUGGGACAAGAUUGUAAAAAUGGCAUCUCCAGUCUCCAGUAGCAACGGCCUCCAAUUUGACUCUCUGGAGGACAUUCACAUCUUCGUCCUGUCCAACAUCCUCCGCAGACCCAUCAUUGUCAUCGCAGAUCAGGUGGUUAGGAGUAUGAAAUCGGGCUCCUCGAUCUCUCCCCUGAAUGUGGGUGGGAUUUAUCUGCCUCUACACUGGCCGCCUACAGAGUGCUACAAAUACCCGAUAGUGCUCGGCUAUGACUCUCAGCACUUUGCACCCCUCAUCACAAUCAAAGACAGUGGUCCAGAAAUCAGAGCGGUGCCUCUGAUAAACCCACGACGAGUGGGCUUUGAGGAGCUGAAGGUUCACUUCCUGAUGGAGAAGGAGCAGCAGCAGAAAGAGCGACUUCUUAAUGACUACCUGCAACUGAUUGAGAUCCCUGUCAUAGGCCUGGGCCACGACGCAACGUGGAUCAUGAAAGCUGCACGACUGGAUGAGGGCAACCUCCCUGAAGACAUGAACCUGAUGGAGGACUACCUGCAGCUGGUCAACCACGAGUACCAACGCUGGCAGGAGGACAAGGAGCAGGCGUGGGCUGCCCAGCCUCAGCGCCCGCCACCCUUCUCCGUCUCCCAGCUCUCCCUCAUCGAGAUCCGCUGUGCCACCCCCCGCUGCACCUUCUACGUCUCCGUGGACACGCAGCCUCAUUGCCACGAAUGCUUUGAGAAGCGCCAAGCCACCACCGGCGGAGGAGCGAGGAUAGAGGGUGUGGUCCAAACCAAGGGAGUGGGUGUGCAGGGUGGAGUGGGAGUGAUUGGCGGAUCGGAGACUGAGGUGAGCUCCAGAGGAGCCCGAAGCAGCAGCCCCCCGUGCUCUUCCUCCGGGAGAGGGGUGGUGUUAUCCAGCCCUCGCUCUGCUCCACCCACCGCGCCCAGCCUCAGCCUAUACAGUGAAACCCAUGCCAUGAAGUGCAAGACACCCGGCUGCCUCUUCACGCUAAGCGUGGAACACGACGGACUUUGCGAGCGCUGCUUCAACUCGAGGCAGAACCACGGACCCCCCGCAGCGGGAACAACUACUGCGGGACCUCCAGGCCCCAAUGGGGGGCCUGUGGUUCCCCACCCGGCCCAGGGCUCUGGCCGGACCCAGUGGGGCGGCUGUGAAACUGAGACGGAGCGCUGCAGCAUGUGCAGGCAGGAGGCGUUCAGGAUAUUCAAUGGCCUGUGCCCACCCUGCAUGCAGAGGCAGCAGGCUCCAGAGAGGAGCGAGCCCCAGCAGAGCAACCCCAGGACUGAAGCCUCGUCCUCUGCAUGGAGCCAGGCCAGAGACACUGAGCGGCCCUGCCUCACGCUAACCCCAGGGCACACGUCGGCCUGGCAGACCCCUCUGGCCCGGCUUUGUAAAAGAUCCGGCUGCCAGUUCUUUGGGACACCGGAGAAGUUGGGUUUCUGCACUAUUUGCUAUGUAGACUAUCAGACCAACCACCACCUGACUCCGCCCCCUGCCCCAGUCCAGAGCCGGCAUGGUUUGGAAACAGGCUUCCAAAAUGCCACACGGUGUCGCGGGCCUGGUUGUGGCGCCGUCGGUAAGGCCAUGCUGGAGGGCUACUGUGACAAGUGCUACGUCAAAGAGCAAAGCGCACGGCUCAACCAAGUGGCACAUCGCACACCACACUCCCCUCCGCUGGUCAUGCGUGACCGAGCAGCCAAACCCAGAUCCUCGCAACAAUCCCAGACCCAGACCCAGACCCAGACCCAGUGCCGGCGGAGCGGCUGCAGUAACGUGUCCCCGGGUUGCACAGAUCUCUGUCCGGAGUGUCACACGCGUGGCCAGGGCAGAGAGGGAGGGAGGCGGGCGCAGGCGCCCAAGGAGAAGUCGAAGCAGCGGUGCCGGACGCAGGGCUGCGACCACUACGCCAAUCAAGAGAAACAGGGCUACUGCAACGAGUGCGACCACUUCAAACAGAUCUACCGUGGCUGACUGCCCGCGCACCUCCGCACACGACCAAGAUGACGACACAUAGCUAGCACGCUAGAGCCGCCGCCCUGCCGUGGGCACCUCAUGCCAGUCAAUGCACCUCUGAUACUAACUAACCAACUAACUAACUAGCUAGUGACUAACUAGUAACCUUAUGGCCUGAAAAUCAACCCACCCCCCAACCCCCCCCACCCCC
Messenger RNA from Menidia menidia (Atlantic silverside), 3100 nucleotides. NCBI's taxonomy places the organism in Eukaryota, Metazoa, Chordata, Actinopteri, Atheriniformes, Atherinopsidae. The record is from the annotation of a GenBank genome assembly.